This is a messenger RNA of Schizophyllum commune H4-8, 1589 nucleotides long. RefSeq names its product actin depolymerizing protein. Gene Ontology annotation, cellular component: actin filament; cytoplasm. Lineage: Eukaryota; Fungi; Basidiomycota; Agaricomycetes; Agaricales; Schizophyllaceae. The record is from RefSeq and is a predicted model, not a curated record. Bases 108 to 1175 code for a protein of 355 amino acids. Gene Ontology annotation, molecular function: actin monomer binding; actin filament binding. Gene Ontology annotation, biological process: barbed-end actin filament capping; actin filament depolymerization. The transcript has 6 exons.
GGCCACGGCUUUCCUCUAACCGUCAUCCUGACUGAAGGGCCCGCGGCGAGGCUUUUUUGGAGCUUGUACAUCCCAACGAAGCAAGAAGCUCAUCUCUACUACGAACCAUGGCGACGUCUGGCAUUGGCGUGUCGCAGGACCUCGCUGCGACGUUCUCUUCCGCGGUACAGGACAAGUCGACGCGUUUUCUGAAGGUUGUCAUCCAGAAUGAGUCCUUGGUCCACGCUGCGUCGGUUCCGGUCGGCGGUCAGCUCGCGGACGAUCUACCUAAGCUGCAGGAGCUACUCGAGGAUGCUGAGCCUGCAUACAUCCUGGCAAAGCUCGAUGCACCCUCCUCGGACUGGCUAGCCAUUCACUACGUCCCAGAUAAUGCGAAAGUACGGGACAAGAUGCUCUACGCCUCCACCCGCAACGCGCUAAUGCGCGCCCUCGGCUCCGCCACCUUCACUGACAACAUCUACGCGACGUCGAAAGACGAUGUCACGCCCGAGGCGUACGCAGCGCACCUGCGACAUCUGGCUGCGCCGAAGCCUCUGUCCGCACGCGAGAAGGAGAUUGAGGACGUGAAGGCGGCGGAGCGGGAGGGUGGGAUCAAUCAGUAUGAGGGUGCGAGGCGGAGGGUCACGGAUUUGGUGAACACGGGCGUGGGCUUCGAGUGGAACGAUGAUGCCGCGCAGGCGGUGAAGGAGCUCGGGGAGGCGGACGACUGCCGUGUCGUCGUCUUGACCGUAGAGAUGCCUGCGGAGAAACUGGCUCUCCAAUCGUCUCGGGAAACUACCAUCCAGGACCUCGCAUCGGUACUCCCCAAGACUGACCCUUGCUACGUCCUCUUCGCCUGGCCCCAAUCGCACACCUCACCCCCUCGGCGAGAAAUCAUCUUCAUCUACUCUUGCCCCUCCAGCUCGCCCAUCAAGUACCGUAUGCUCUGCGCAUCAGGCGCUCUCAUGAUCCAGCGUGGCGCGCAGGCUAUCCUCAACGACGCUGGCACGCAAUCGCACAUCGCGACCCGCAAGAUCGAGACGUCGGAUCCGAGCACCAUCGACGAGGCGCUGCUGGUGUCCGAGCUGGAUCUGGUGUCUACGAGGACUUCGAGCGACAUUGUAGGCGCGACACCAAACCCGCCGCCCACUACGACGUUCGCGAAGCCGAGGGGGCCGCCGAGGCGUCCGAGGUGAGGGGAAGGAAGAAGAGGCACUCAACGGAGUAUGAUGAGCUUACGAACUGCAAUAUACACACCUAUCGAGCCAAAGAAAUGCGGAUGGAAGUUCAGUAUGGCCCAGGAUGCCAAAAGUCCUCUGAAUAUAUGACUGCUAGUAAUACAUACCCGAUAAUCGUGCUAAUCGUCCCCAACCGGUACUUCCUCCUCCAAGUACUUGAUGAGCCGUACCCUGAUUUGCGUGUUCUCGUCGCCGCGCAGAACGUCCGAGACGAACUCUGCUGACACUUGCAUCUGGACCUGGAAGGGGAAUGCAGGUUGUGAGUGCGGCAGGAAGGCGAGGUAUGCAUCGGACGCACCAUCUCCAACGCUCCUCGCAAGACACCACAUAAAACGUUGCUGAACCAUAGUCCCCCUUCUAGCGCAUCGUCUG